AUGAAUGAAAAGCAGCAUAUUCAAAAAAUUAUUGAUCAGAAUGUACAUCAAUCCCGAACAGAUUAUCAAGUUCAACUAGAAGCUUCAGUUGAUUGCAUUCGGUUUCUUCUAAGACGAGGCCUUGCCUUUCGUGGUCAUGAUGAGUCAGAGAACUCAAGCAAUCAAGGUAACUUUCUUCAGCUUUUGCAAUUUCUCAUUGAUCACAAUGAUGAAGUGAGAGCAGUUGCAUUGAAGAAUGCUCCUGAAAAUCUUAGACUGACAUUAUCUAGGAUUCAAAAUGACAUUGUUAAUGCUGCUGCUGUUGAAACUACAAAUGUUAUUAUGAGAAACAUGAGUGAUGCCUUUUUUUCUAUCCUAGUUGAUGAAUCUAGGGAUGUACAUGUGAAGGAGCAAAUGGCUGUUACCUUUCGUUAUGUGGAUAAAAAUGGGUGUGUGAUUGAAUCCUUCAUAGGCAUUGAACAUGUAGCGAGUACUACUGCAAUCUCACUUAAGAAAGCUAUAGAUGCACUAUUCUCUAAACAUGGAUUAAGCUUCUCUAAGCUACGUGGUCAAGGUUAUGAUGGCGCCAUUAAUAUGAGUGGAGAACUUAAUGGUCUGAAGACCCUUAUUUUGAAGGAGAACUCGAGUGUUUUUUAUGUUCAUUGUUUCGCACAUCAGAUUCAAUUAGCUUUGGUCCAUGUAGCCAAGAAACAUGAAAUUGUAGGUGCUUUCUUUGCAUCAAUUGGUAGUGUUGUAAUUGUUGGGGCAUCUUCUAAACAUCGAGACAUUUUUAUAGAAAAGCAAUCUCUUAAAGUCAUUGAGGCACUUAAAGUUGGAGAACUUACAAGUGGACACGGACUCAAUCAAGAAACUGAAAUUAAGUGUUCAUGUGAUACGCGUUGGAGCUCACAUUAUGGUACUCUUCUAAACUUUACUGUCAUGUUUUCUUCCAUAAUUGAUGAGUUGGAUGAAAUAGCAUUUGAUAAAGUGAGUUCUGAUCAGAAGCAUGAAGCUUUUAUUUCUUUGAAGUUGCUGCAAUCAUUUGAUUUCAUAUUCAGUUUGCAUUUGAUGAGAAUUAUACUUGGAAUCACUCAUGAGUUAUCACAAGCACUACAAAAAGAUGAUCAUGACAUAGUGAAUGCUAUGGAUUUAGUGAAAGUGUGCAAGAGAAAAUUGCAGACUUUUAGGGAGAGUGGAUGGCUUUCUUUGUUUGAGCAGGUUGUUCUAUUUUGUGGAAAAGAGAAUAUUAGUGUUUCAAACACGGAUGAUCAAUAUGAGCUAGAUAACCGUUUCAGUGAGGCUACUACUGAACUUCUCCUUUGUUUGGCAUCUCUAAGUCCUAAUUAUUCAUUUGCAGCUUAUAAUAAGCAAAGUUUGAUGCGUCUUGCUGAGCUUUAUCCUCAUGAUUUUUCUGCAUCAGAGUUGUUGUUGCUAGAAUGUCAGAUAGAGACUUAUAUUGAUGAUAUACGAUCUACCAACAAGUUCCAAGAAUUGCAAGGGAUUGAUGAUCUUGCAAAGAAAUUAGUUGAGACAAGAAAGCAUAAGACAUAUCCUUAUGUUUAUUUACUGAUCACUUUGGCUCUAGUACUUCCUGUUGCAACAGCCUCUGUUGAAAGAGUUUUCUCUUCCAUGAAUAUUAUAAAGAAUCGAAUUCGCAAUCGAAUGGGAGAUCAAUGGAUGAAUGACUGCUUAAUUGUAUAUCUUGAGAAGGAUAUAUUCAAUUCCAUUGACAAUGAGUCUAUUAUUCAACGUUUUCAAAACAUAGCACCUCGUAGAGGACAAUUAUAG
Messenger RNA from Rosa chinensis, 1767 nucleotides. Its product is annotated as zinc finger MYM-type protein 1-like. NCBI's taxonomy places the organism in Eukaryota, Viridiplantae, Streptophyta, Magnoliopsida, Rosales, Rosaceae. The transcript is spliced from 2 exons. The coding region runs from base 1 to 1767 and encodes 588 amino acids. Gene Ontology annotation, molecular function: protein dimerization activity. The record is from RefSeq and is a predicted model, not a curated record.